Messenger RNA from Rubroshorea leprosula, 1176 nucleotides. Lineage: Eukaryota; Viridiplantae; Streptophyta; Magnoliopsida; Malvales; Dipterocarpaceae. The record is from the annotation of a GenBank genome assembly.
CUUCUCCUCUACCUCCCGAAAGCUUCCCCCCAAAGCCGCUGAAGCUUCCCCCUUGAGAACCGGUAAAGAGCUUGAGUUUUCCCUUUCCUUUCUUGAUGGAGAACAAGAUUUAAACCCAUAAUUUCCUCCCAGCCAUUUGCACGUUAUGCUCUUCUUCUUCCUUGCCCCUGCAACCCGAAAAAGAAGCCAGCCCCCGGUGACAUCUCCCUGAGAAAACCGGCAAAGCUUGGUGAUUUUUCUCUUCCUUCUUGUUCAAGAACAAGCUUUAGGAUUUAGAACCCUCCCUCUGAAGCCAAAAAAUUCAGAUCUGUGGUUGCUUCUUCUUCCUCUGCCGCGGGUUGUUGCUGGGUGGUUUGGGAGUCCGGUUUUGCCCGUGUGUUCCUCCAAAAUUUUCCCCGUCGACUUCCUCACCGGCCAAGCCCAGUUUCUACUGCUAGAAAAUUCUGUAGGUGCUGUGUGGCUUAGAGCUCUGGGGUCGAGUUCCCGGUUUUAUGCGAGUGAGUGUGCUUGCUAGUGGGAGGUUUAGAAAUGCUAGCACAUGUCGACAUGUUAUUGAUAGAAUCGGUUCGUUCGAGUGACCUUACUAGUGGGGGUUAUACACCAGCAAAUAGUGUAGCCUACCAGUGGCAGGAUUCCGUGAGUUUCCCCUGCAGAUGCCGUCGGCUUCUUCUCCCUGCCAAGUCCGGUUCUUGCUGGAAAAUUCUGGUUCCCGAUCGUUCUGUCAGUUUAGUACGUGAAUUGAGUGCUCGAUUUUGCGGAGUGAGGUAAGUAAAUUUAUGGUAAUGCCCGUACUGUUUUAAAAGCAUGUUUUGAUUUGUUUUUGAAGUGGUGGCGGGACUAAACCCGUCUUACACAAGUGUGACUGAUUUGAAGUGAAAUGUUUUAUGCUUUUCAUUAAAUUGAGCCUGCCUACUUGAAAUUUAAGUGACUGUCCUGAUGAUCUGAAAGUGAUUGUGAAUUGUGAUUUUCCUGCUAGCCACUUGAGAUUUGACAUAGAUUUUAGAUACAUGUACACCACGCUCCUGUAAGUUAGAUUUUAAUUGGAAAUUUUAUGGUAUCAAAACUGAUUUUGUUCAGUAAGUUCCGAGCCUUGUGCAUUUGUGGGACCCAUCUCACGAGUGCACGAUGUCUGUCGCGCCUCGGAUUUGGGUUCUGGGGCGUGACACAGGUUUAUAA